Molecule: messenger RNA, 878 nt
Organism: Plectropomus leopardus (leopard coralgrouper)
Lineage: Eukaryota; Metazoa; Chordata; Actinopteri; Perciformes; Serranidae
Gene: nme5
Product: NME/NM23 family member 5
Biological process (GO): cilium movement; GTP biosynthetic process; UTP biosynthetic process
Cellular component (GO): cilium
Molecular function (GO): nucleoside diphosphate kinase activity
Source: RefSeq, a predicted model, not a curated record
AUCAAUACCGAAGUGGUCUUAAGACAAUUUUAAGCUACUUAUUACAUUUACAUGCUACAUUCAGUGUUUAUUGUAACCGCAUUGUUACUGCUGUAAAGCUUAUUACGGCCUAAAUUAAGGAUUUAGUUGACAGGACUGACAGAAAGUAUCGUAACUUUAUCAGUUUAAGGCGGCAGACGCUUGAGAAGAUGGACCAAACUUCAUAUCCUCGCAUCUAUGUGGAAACAACUCUGGCCCUCAUCAAGCCAGAUGCCAUACACAAAGCUGAGGAGAUUGAGGACAUUAUACUGAAAUCGGGCUUCAGUAUCCUGCAGAGGCGGAAGCUGCAGCUAAGUCCAGAACAAUGCAGUGACUUCUACGCAGACCAAUAUGGGAAGCUCUUCUUUCCGAGCUUGACUGCCUUCAUGAGCUCUGGCCCCAUCAUCGCCAUGACCCUGGCCCGGGACAACGCCAUCGCCCACUGGAAGUCCAUCAUUGGGCCUGUGAACAGCGCCAAGGCCAGAGAAACUCAUCCAGGGUGCCUUAGAGCAAAAUAUGGCAUUUCUGACCUUAAAAACGCACUCCAUGGCAGCGAGUCAUUUCAUGCAGCUGAAAGGGAGAUCAAAUUCAUGUUCCCAAACUCUGUAAUUGAGCCUGUUCCUUCGAGAGAAGCCACAAAGGAAUACCUGAGCAGGUAUGUAAACCCAACUCUGCUACGUGGACUCUCUGACCUCUGCAAGCACAAGCCUCACAACCCCUGUAUUUGGCUGGCUGACUGGCUGAUCAACAAUGAUCCAAACAAACCUCAAAUAUGUGAUGUGGAAGAUGCAGAAUGAUAACAGGGAAAAAAAGAGGGACAGAUAUAUGACUGGAUGUUUGUUUUCAGAACUAUGAUGAAA